AUGCGCUCUCGCUUCCUCUGGAAGCUCUACGCCGGCUACGCCCUGCUGAUCCUGUUGACCGCCCUGCUGGUCGGCUUCCUGGUGGCGCCACGGGUGGAACGGGCAGCUAUCCAAGAAACCGAUCGGCGGCUCAAGGGUGAGGCGGCGUUGCUGCGAGAGGUGGCGAAGUCAGGCUUAGGCAUGCCGCUAGUCUUACAGCGGCGGGUGCGGACCUUGGGCCGUGAGGUCGGGACCCGGCUGACCGUGAUGACUGCCGACGGGGUGGUGGUUGCCGAUUCCGACCGCGAUCCGGCGACCCUGGACAACCACCGCAACCGGCCGGAGAUCGUGGCCGCUGGCGAACGGGGCGAAGGGUCUUCGACGCGCUUGUCGAACACCCUCGGCGAGCGGAUGCGUUACCUGGCGAUGCCGAUUCGCGAGGACGACGCCACCCUGGGGUUCGCCCGUGCCUCGCUGCCGCUCGAUUUCAUCAACCAACGCUUGCACGAGUUGCGCGGCAGCCUGCUGGUGGCGGUGUUGGCCGCCAGCCUGGUCGGCUUGCUGCUCGGCUUCGGCUUGGCGCGGCGGAUUACCGAGCCGUUGACCUCGAUGACCCGCGCUGCCGAAGCGAUCGCGGCGGGCAGCUACGAGCAGCGCAUCGAGUUGGUGGCCCAUGACGAGCACGGCCAACUGGCCCGGGCUUUCAACACCAUGAGCCAGAAGCUCUCGCGCCAGCUCGAGACCAUCACACUGGAUCGCAACAAGCUCGAAGCGAUCCUCGCCAGCAUGGCCGAGGGCGUGGUGGCGGUGGACUCGAAGGACCGGGUGGUACACAUCAAUCGGGUGGCCGCCGACCUCUUGGGGAGUGCGCCGGAGGCCGCUGCCGGCAAGCCGAUUUGGGAAGUCACUAGGAUUCACGAGAUCUCGGAGGUGCUGGCCGAGACCAUGCGCGAGCGGCAGCCGGCGCAACGGGUAGCUCGUUUGCCGGGGCGCCCGGACCGCGAGUUGGAGCUUCACGCGACGCCGUUGCGCAACGGCAGCGGGGAAUUGCAGGGCGCGGUGCUGGUGCUCGACGACGUGACUCAAUUGCGGCGUCUCGAAACCGUCCGCACGGAUUUCGUCGGCAAUGUCUCGCACGAGCUCAAGACGCCGGUGACGGUGAUUCGUGGGAUGGUCGAAACCAUGCUCGAGGACUCUGAGAUGGAGCCCACCACCCGGCGAAGCUUUCUCGCCAAGGUGCAGGGCCAGGCCGAACGCCUCUCCAGCCUGGUCACCGACCUGCUGUCCUUGUCGCGGCUCGAGAGCGAGCCCGCCGAGGACCAGCGGGUCGACGUUGGCGACGUCGUGCGCGACACCGUCCGAGCGCUGCUGCCGGCCAGCGACGCCAAGCGGUUGCGAAUCGUCACCGACCUGCCGCCAGAGCCGAUGAUGGUCCGGGCCGAGGAAGAGCGCCUCGGGGUCGCGGUCAGCAACCUGCUCGACAAUGCGAUCAAAUUCUCGCCACUAGGUGGCACGAUCGAGGUAUCCGCCAAACGGGUGAGGCACGAAGCGAUGAUCGCCGUGCACGACCACGGUAUCGGUAUCGAGCCGCGCCAUCAGGAACGCAUCUUCGAGCGCUUUUACCGGGUCGACAAGGCCCGCUCCCGGGAGCUAGGUGGCACCGGUCUAGGAUUGGCGAUCGUCAAGCACGCGGCGCUCAGCUUCGGCGGCCGGGUGGCUCUCGAGAGUCAACUUGGCGAAGGCAGCACUUUUCACAUCUAUUUGCCUUUGCAAAGCGAAGAUCUUUGGCAUGCCGAAAUCGAUCGUACAGCCCGAGGUUGA
Molecule: messenger RNA, 1800 nt
Organism: Nerophis lumbriciformis (worm pipefish)
Lineage: Eukaryota; Metazoa; Chordata; Actinopteri; Syngnathiformes; Syngnathidae
Source: RefSeq, a predicted model, not a curated record